ACAAUAAAUUUGCCACGCGUCAAUAACACGUAUUAUUAUUUAUUAAAAUAAAAAAAUAGUAAGAAAUUGAGUGUUAUUAUUAGGAAAAUAAUAUUUAUUUAAAUAUUAAAAAUGUCGGUGGUUGCUGUUGUUGGAAAAUUUUGGCAAGAGUAUGCUAAAAAUACUGGAAAAAAGCUGAAAAUUAUUGAUGCUUAUUUGCUGUAUAUAUUUUUGACCGGUGUCAUUCAAUUUGCUUAUUGUUGCUUGGUUGGAACUUUUCCUUUCAAUAGUUUUCUCAGUGGAUUUAUUUCAUGUGUAUCAUGUUUUAUUUUGGCUGUUUGCCUUCGAUUACAAGUUAAUCCACAAAACAAAAAUCAAUUCAAUGGAAUAAGCCCAGAACGUGGAUUUGCUGAUUUUAUUUUUGCUCAUAUUAUUCUUCAUCUUGUCGUCAUGAAUUUCAUUGGUUAAUAAUAUAUACAAAAUUUUAUUUAAUGUUUUGUUUAAAAAAUACUUUUCAAUUUUUUAUAUAAUGGUGAAACAAAUUAUACAAUAAAUUAAA
This is a messenger RNA of Aphidius gifuensis, 538 nucleotides long. RefSeq names its product dolichyl-diphosphooligosaccharide--protein glycosyltransferase subunit DAD1 (gene Dad1). The record is from RefSeq and is a predicted model, not a curated record. The transcript has 2 exons. The coding region runs from base 112 to 447 and encodes 111 amino acids. NCBI's taxonomy places the organism in Eukaryota, Metazoa, Arthropoda, Insecta, Hymenoptera, Braconidae. Gene Ontology annotation, biological process: protein N-linked glycosylation. Gene Ontology annotation, cellular component: membrane; oligosaccharyltransferase complex.